AUGGCUAACUCAGAGGAGAAUAAUAGUCAUCCGAAGGAGGAUGACAAUGAUAACGCCCAAAUUAAUAUAAUGGGCGCUGAAUUAACAGCUUUGGUAGACGACGCUGUUAAGAUGGCCUUAGAACGGCACACUCACUUAAAAGCAGCUCAAGAUCGACAAAAAUCGUAUGCGGAUAAACGAAGGAGGCCAAUAGAAUUUCAAGUGGGCGAUAAGGUAAUGUUGAAAGUAUCGCCAUGGAAAGGGAUAAUUCGGUUUAGAAAAAGAGGAAAAUUGAGUCCAAGAUUUAUUGGGCCAUUCGAAAUCAUUGAACGGGUUAGUAAGGUAGCAUACCGUCUCGAGCUGCCUGAGGAGUUGAGUGGGAUACAUAGCACAUUCCACGUGUCACAUCUCCGAAAAUGUUUAGCAGACGAAACUACUCGUAUCCACUACGAUGAUAUUGAGGUGGAUAACAGUCUCAACUACGUGGUAAAGCCUAUUGCAAUUCUAGAUAGUAAAGUGAAGAGUCUGAGAAACAAAAAGAUCAACCAAGUGAAGGUUAAAUGGGAACACAGGAAGGGUGCGGAUACCACAUGGGAAUCCGAAGAAGAAAUGCAACGGCUCUACCCUACGUUAUUUGGUACGUAA
This is a messenger RNA of Helianthus annuus (common sunflower), 624 nucleotides long. RefSeq lists its product as uncharacterized. The record is from RefSeq and is a predicted model, not a curated record. The transcript is spliced from 2 exons. The coding region runs from base 1 to 624 and encodes 207 amino acids. NCBI's taxonomy places the organism in Eukaryota, Viridiplantae, Streptophyta, Magnoliopsida, Asterales, Asteraceae.